This is a messenger RNA of Kalmanozyma brasiliensis GHG001, 3525 nucleotides long. Its product is annotated as putative tRNA binding domain protein. The coding region runs from base 1 to 3525 and encodes 1174 amino acids. Gene Ontology annotation, cellular component: 90S preribosome; nucleolus. Gene Ontology annotation, molecular function: tRNA binding; ATP binding; 18S rRNA cytidine N-acetyltransferase activity. The transcript has a single exon. Gene Ontology annotation, biological process: rRNA acetylation involved in maturation of SSU-rRNA. The record is from RefSeq and is a predicted model, not a curated record. NCBI's taxonomy places the organism in Eukaryota, Fungi, Basidiomycota, Ustilaginomycetes, Ustilaginales.
AUGAGGAAGCAGCUCGAUCCGCGUAUCCCCACCCUCAUCCGCAACAAUGUCGCCCUAAACCAUCGCUCCUUCUUCGUCAUUGUCGGCGACAAGGGAAAAGAUCAGGUCGUCAACCUUCACUUCCUCCUUUCGCAAUCUCGUGUCCAGUCAAGACCCAACGUCCUCUGGUGCUACAAGAAGGACCUCGGCUUCACAACACACCGCAAGAAGCGCGAGCAGAAGAUCAAGAAUGACAUCAAGCGCGGUGUCCGAGAGAAGGGGCAGGGCGAUCCCUUCGAGCUUUUCGUUUCUCUUACCGACAUUCGCUACUGCUACUACAAGGACACCCCCAAGAUCCUUGGUCAGACCUACGGCAUGCUCAUCCUCCAAGACUUUGAAGCCGUCACGCCCAACAUGCUUGCGCGAACCAUCGAGACCGUAGAAGGCGGCGGUACCGUCAUCCUUCUGCUCAAAACCAUGUCCAGCUUGCGGCAGCUCUACUCACUCGGCAUGGACGUCCACCGCAACUACAGGUCCAAUGCUUCGGAUGACGACCCGAUAGCUCGCUUCAACGAGCGCUUCCUUCUCUCUCUCGGCGCCAAUCAAGACACCCUCUUGCUCGACGACGAGCUCAAUGUGCUUCCGCUUAGCAAGGGCAAAGACAUCAAGCCAUUGCCAGAGACCAGCACAGGUGCCGGCACCGGCGUCGGCUCGACCGUCCGCAAGGGCAAGGAGCGUGUAGAGGCCGAAGAAGAGCUCUCCGAGCUCAAGGAUCAGGUCCGAGAAACAAAGGUGGUCGGAGAAGUCGUCAAGCACGCCAAGACCCUCGAUCAAGCCAAAGCGGUCCUCACGAUCCUCGACAUCCUGGCCAGCUCAUCUCUCUCCACCACCGUCGCACUCACCGCAGCAAGAGGUCGCGGAAAGUCGGCUGCGCUCGGUCUUUGCAUCGCCGCUGCGGUCGCACACGGAUACAGCAACAUUUUUGUCACAUCUCCAAGCCCAGAAAAUCUCAAGACGCUCUUUGAGUUUGUCUUCAAGGGUCUCGAUGCGCUAGGAUACGAGGAGGUAGCAGACUGGGAUCUGCAGAGGGGCACUGGAGAGUGGAAGGACGUCGUUGUGCGAGUCAACAUCUUCCGUGGCCACCGUCAAACGAUUCAGUACAUUCAGCCACAAGAUCAUCAAGUGCUGGGCCAAGCCGAGCUGGUCGUCAUCGACGAGGCCGCCGCCAUCCCACUUCCACUCGUGCGCAACCUCAUGGGCCCGUAUCUCGUUUUCUUGUCGUCCACCAUCAACGGCUACGAGGGCACUGGACGCAGUCUCUCGCUCAAGCUCAUUCAGCAGCUUCGUGACAACGCGAGAGGGAUCGUGGAUGCGUCAGGUACCGAGGACUCAGCAGCAACAACCAGCAAGUCUUCUCGAAAAGAAGGCAAGAGCGGUCUCAACACGGGUCGCGCAGCAGGUGCAGCUCUGGCCGCUCGUUCGCUGAAAGAAGUCGAGCUCAAGGAGCCAAUCCGAUACUCGCGAGGCGACAAGAUCGAGUCGUGGCUUCAUCAACUCCUCUGCCUCGAUGCUUCGCUCACUCGUCUUUCGUCUGCAGCCCUCAAGGCAAAAGGCUGCCCUCAUCCGUCCUCUUGCGAUCUCUAUAUGGUCAACCGCGACGCGCUCUUCAGCUACCACCCCGCUUCGGAAGUCUUCCUUCAGCGCAUGAUGGCCCUGUAUGUCGCAAGCCACUACAAGAACUCGCCCAACGAUCUGCAGCUCAUGAGCGACGCGCCUGGACACCGACUUUUCGUUCUGCUAGCACCGCUUAAAGGCAGCGAAGGCGGUCUGCCUGAGCCCCUCUGUGUCGUACAAGUUGCCUUGGAAGGCAACAUCAGCCGCGGUGCCGUGCUCAACAGUCUCAGCCGUGGCACACGCGAGGCUGGGGAUCUCAUUCCAUGGCUUGUCGCUCAGCAGUUCCAAGACGCCGACUUUGCUUCGCUCUCUGGUGCGCGUGUGGUGCGCAUCGCUGUGCACCCGGACUACGCACGCAUGGGCUACGGAGCACGCGCUUUGGAGGCACUUGAAGCAUUCUACAGCGGACAGCUACUCGAUGUCGACAAUGUCCGAGAUGACCUGGACGACGGCGAGACUUUUGCCGCCGUCCGAGACAAGAAGAUCUCCAAGGAUACCAACUUGCUGCAGGGCGACGAGAUCCGCGUCCGAGAUGCGGCACGCAUGCCUGCUUUGCUGCAGAGACUCUCAGAGCGUCGCCCAGAGCAGCUCGACUGGCUCGGUGUAUCCUACGGCCUCACCCCUCAGCUUUUCAAGUUCUGGAAGAAGUCAGGCUACACACCGCUAUGGGUGCGACAGAUCGCCAACGACCUCACCGGCGAGUACACGACGGUCCAACUCAAGGCACUUGACACGUCCACUUCGACGACGGGCUCCGCCUGGCUGGGCUCAUUGGCAGCCGACUUCCGAAAACGUUUCAUCUCGCUGCUCUCGUACAAGUUCCGCGAAUUCUCCACCAUCACCGCGCUCACGGUGCUAGAGGCCGCAACACAAGGUGCCCGACUCGCCGACGCUGACGAUGACGUAUCGCCCGCUUCGUCUACAUCAUCGCCUUUGGUCGCCACAGAGCUUCGAACGCUGCUGACGCCGUUCGACAUGAAGCGUCUCGAUUCGUACUCGAGCAACAUGGUGGAGAUGUCGGUCGUGCUUGAUCUGCUCCCUACGCUGGCUGCUCUGUACUUCAACAACAGGCUCCGUGCCGUGCGCGAAGACGAAGCCGCUGCAUCUGCGAUCGACGCACACGGGGAGGAGGAAGAGCUGCGUCUGUCCGGCUUGCAGUCCUCUCUCCUUCUCGCUAUCGGCUUGCAGAGGAAGACGCCCGACGAGAUCAGUGCAGAGCUCCGUCUACCGCUGCAGCAGGCCAUGGCGCUGUUCGUUAAGACGGUGCGACUGCUGGUCAAGAGCCUGCGCAAGGUCGAAAAGAAGGCGAUUGCCCAGUCGAUGCCCGAGCUCGGGUCUGGCCUCGACGCACGUGCUCCACUCAGGAAGAAGGCCAACGGGACUGCGGACGGAGGCAACGAUUGGAACGCGUUGGAGGGAGACCUUCAGUCUGAGCUGCGCGAUGCUGGUCGCGAGUUCUUGGCCUCCAACAAGCAAGGCGAGGCACAUGGUGAGCUAGACGAGGAUGACAGCGACAUGGAGGACGACGAUGAUGACGACGACGAUCAAGAGGAUGACGACGAGGAAGAUGAGAAUGACGACGACGACGAAGAGCUGCUCGCAGCCAAGCAGAAGCUUAUUGAUUCGAUGGACCUUUCCAAGUAUGCCAUCAAGGACCACGGUGCAGAAGGCGCUAAUUGGAGCCGAGCGGAAGCCGAAGUCGCCGGGAUGCUUCGCAAGAACGGCGGCAAGGAUCUCUCCGGCUUCAACACCACCAUCUCGGUCAAGGGUACAAAGCGAGCCAACGACGAGCAGGCGGCCGAAUCCAGCAAGAAAGGCUCGUCGGACAAGAAGGGCGGAAAGGGCUCCAGGUCUAAGAAACAGAGGCGUUGA